This is a messenger RNA of Salpingoeca rosetta, 2893 nucleotides long. RefSeq lists its product as uncharacterized. The record is from RefSeq and is a predicted model, not a curated record. The transcript has 4 exons. NCBI's taxonomy places the organism in Eukaryota, Choanoflagellata, Craspedida, Salpingoecidae. Gene Ontology annotation, molecular function: nucleic acid binding. Gene Ontology annotation, biological process: DNA integration. The coding region runs from base 1 to 2706 and encodes 901 amino acids.
AUGACGACGACGCAGAGGCAUCUGGCGCAGACGAUGCUGACGAAGCCAGGCGUGGAGAAGAACGACGCUAUACAUUGCAGUACCUCCAGACGCAGAAGGACAUCAAGCCGAGACACGCCCGAUGGCAUGGAGCUGCUGUCGGAGUUUGGACGACUCGACAUCCAGUACAUCCCAGGCAAGCGUAAUCAGGUGGCUGACGCCCUCAGUAGGAACCUCAUGGACGUCAACCUCGCGACGAUCUCAACCUCGUCGCCGACCAGCGCCCUUUUGGAGCAGAUCCGCCAAGCAACACGGAAGAUGCCAGGCCGGGAGCGCCAGCGCCUGCAGCAGCCACGUUUCAGCGAGGAAGAGGGCAUCUUCUACCUCACCCAGCAACAGCGACGGCGAGUUUACGUCCCCAGAGACAACCGUCUGCGCACCAAGAUCCUGAAGGAGGCCCACGACGCCUCAACCCGCGGACACCGAGCAGCUUCUCAAACGCACCUGUAUGUCAGCCAGCGCUUUUACUGGCCGAACCAGCUGCAAGAUGCAAUCAAGUAUACGGCGUCCUGCGACCAAUGCCAACGGAACAAGUACGACACCAGAGCCAAGGCCGGCCUUCUUCACCCGUUGCCGGUGCCGCCACACAACUGGCACACGGUAUCCAUGGACUUCAUCACCGGGUUGCCCAGCACUGACGGCGGACUGGACGCCAUACUGGUGGUCGUGGACAAGCUCUCAAAGCGCACCCACCUGCUUGCGACGACCAAGACGGCAACGGCCCAGGACACAGCGCGGCUUUUCUUCAAGGAGAUCGUGCGACUACACGGGGUGCCGGCACACAUCGUCUCGGACAGAGACGUUCGUUUCACCUCCACGUUCUGGACUGAGCUGUUCCGCUGUACGGGGACCAGCUUGGACAUGUCAUCGGCCGAUCAUGCGCAGACGGACGGGCAGACGGAGAGGCAGAUACGGGUGGUGCGCGAGGCACUGCGGUCGGCAGUCAACUACGGACAGCGGGACUGGCCCUCGCAUCUAGCGGCCAUGGAGUUCGCCAUCAACGCUGCUGUCUCCUCGACUACAGGCUUCUCUCCUUUCCAGCUGGACACCGGCCAACAACCGCUAACGCCCCUGGAUCUGGCGGCCCCCUCCUCACCAACGGCCGCUAGGUCUGCGGGCGCCGAGCAAUUUAUACAGGACUUCCGGUCGCGACUGCAAGCAGCCAAGGACAACAUCGCCAAGGCACAGGACCUGCAGACCCUCCACUACAACAAGCGUCGCAGACCCUGCGACAUCAAGGUGGGAGACAAGGUGCUCCUCCUCGCGGAUGCCGUACUCAGCGACACGGAACGACAACGCCCCAGCAAGAAACUGCGACACCGAUACCUGGGACCCUUCGUGGUCCUGUCCCAAGACAGGCCGGAUUCCUUCCGGCUUGGGCUACCGUCAAGAUACCGUUGUCACCCGGUAUUCCACUGCAGCAAGCUCAAGAAGUUCGUCCCCAACCCACGCAAGUUCGCCAGCAGGCGCCAACACCGACCGCGGCCCAUCGUGCACGACGGCCACGUCAAGUUCAUCGUCAACAAGAUCCUCGAUCAUCGCUUCAAGCACCGCACUCUCCAGUUCCUAGUGGAUUGGGAGGGGUACGGACCCGAUGCAAGGACCUGGGAGCCCACCAAGCACGUCGCAGGCUGCGACCAGCUCCAGGACUACCUCAACGACCACCCGGAGCUCCUCACGGCCUACACUGACACAACCAAAGAGCUUACAGAGCCCGUGUUUGUCAACGGAGUGGACGUUGGCGAGGAGAUUGCGUCGUUGCGAAGUACAGUUUCAGCGCAGGCGAGGAUGCUUGCAGAAGAGCGAGGCAAGAACAACGUGUUCGAAAACCGUCUUUGUGCAAUGGGUGUGCCGCCGAGGGUGGACACGACCACGAUCGCUGGUGUUGGAAGUGCAGGAGCCUGGUUUGGCGCAGUCUUGGCCCACAAUGGCUUGAUCUAUGGUAUACCGUUCAACGCAGCCUCAGUGCUCAUCAUCGAUCCAAGCACCAACACGGCUGAUACAACCACGAUUUCUGGAUACCCAGGCAUUAAAUCUCACGCGGGUGGUGUUCUUGUUGCAAACGGGCUCAUUUACGGUUUUCCCUUCCAUGCGACCUCGGUGCUGAUCAUCAAUCCGGACACAAACUCAGUGGACACGACAACUCUCGGCACCAUCAGUGGCAAGUGGCACAGUGGCGUUCAAGCAGAUAAUGGCCUCAUUUACUGCAUUCCAAGCUCGGCAGAGUCUGUACUCAUUAUCAACCCAGACUCCAAAACCAUUGACACCACAUCUAUUUCAAAUCUCCCUCAGGGCGAACGAAAGUGGAAUGGUGGUGUGCUCACACGAAGUGGUCUUAUUUACGCGAUCCCGAACAGCAGUGCAAGUGUGCUCAUCAUCAACCCUGCAACAAACUCACUCGAUACAACUUCAAUCGUUGGAGUUGGAGGCAAGAACCUCAAAUGGCGAGAUAUGGUGCUGGCUCAAAGUGGCCUUCUCAUCGGAAUCCCAUAUUCUGCCUCAUCGGUUCUUAUCAUCAACCCAAGCACGAACGUGGCUGAUACAACGUCAGUUCCGGUUCUCAAGGGAGGAGGAAAGUGGUUUGAGGGUGUAAUCGGUGACAAUGGAUUGGUGUAUGCAGUGCCGUUUUUUGCGAAGAAUGUCCUCAUCAUUGACCCCGGCUGCUAAUUGGUCGGCUGGCAGGCGAGGUCAUCAUCGGUUGCGAGACUUGUUUGAAACUGUGCGCGUUCGUUACUGUGCUCAUCUUUGUGUUGUCGCAUGUGCUUUGACACGACCUGUGCUAUUUCCUCGUGAGUUCACUUUGUGUGUUUUCGUGUGUCUUGUGGCUUCGCUUCCGAUUUGAUGCCACGUUCUG